AGCUGAAUUCGGAAGCAGACUAUAUCGAAAACGAGGAAGAAAUCAUCUAGUUUUGAGAGCCUAUAUCGGGAGUGUUCUGAAUGGCAAGAUGGCCCAUGCAUCGCCUCAACCACGCUUGAUAACCCCUACUCAGAUCGUUGAAAGUCUGAAUUACGAGGAGCUCAUUCCAGCUGUGGAACGAGGUCUCGGGAACUUUUCCAAACGGAAUGAAGAAGGAGGCGGAGGAGGAGUAUAUCCACAAAGAACCAUGAUGAAAAUUGAAGAACACAAUGGUCAUGUGUUUGUAAUGCCCGUUGUCAGUUCUGUUGACAACAUCAUAGCAACUAAAAUUGUUGCCACUUACCCCUUCAAUCCCAAGAAGAAGCUAUCUUCUCACAUGGGAACGAUCAUUUUGAAUGAGGCAUCAACAGGAACACCAAGAGCUGUGAUGGAUGCUGAACACAUAACAGGAAUGAGAACAGCUGCAGCAUCAGCGGUAGCUACAAAGUAUCUCGCAAAGGAUGGCUGGCAGACAGUAGCGCUCAUAGGAGCAGGAGCCCAGGCGGAGUCUCACCUUCAUGCCUUGAAACAUAUGAAUCCAUCAAUAGAGGUUCGAGUUUGGACAAGAUCCUCUGAGAAGUGCCAGGCUUUUGCCCAGAAGUUUGAUAUAAAAUCAUGUGAAACAGCUGAAGAGGCAGUGACUGGAGCAGAUGUAGUUUGCACAUGCACAUCUUCUGAAACUCCUUUAUUGGAGUCUAGCUGGCUGAAAUCCGGUGUUCAUAUUAAUUGUGUUGGGGCCUGUGUACCGUGGGCCCAGGAGUUGGGUUCAGAGGUCAUGACAAAGGCUGUCGUUUACACCGAUAACACACCUGGGGCGUACAAGGAGUCUGGAGACAUUUUACAUUCUAAGGUGAUGGUUUUUGCAGAGAUCGGUGAGGUUGUAAAUGGGACUAAAGAUGCCAAGAGAAAUGAUCUUACUGUCUUCAAAAAUCAAGGGCUAGCUAUUGAGGAUGCUGUAGCUGCUAAACUGGUCUAUGACAAAGUCAGCGAUCUAACCAACGUAAAAUCGUCUUGAAAAGCCAGGGCUUCUAUCCAAACUUUAGCAUGAGGGGAACGCAAAAGCAUGUCGCCGUUCCAGUUACGUUAAAAUGUACACCUGGUUGUAAUCCUAUCAGACCCCCC
Messenger RNA from Lytechinus variegatus (green sea urchin), 1161 nucleotides. RefSeq names its product ketimine reductase mu-crystallin-like. Lineage: Eukaryota; Metazoa; Echinodermata; Echinoidea; Temnopleuroida; Toxopneustidae. Gene Ontology annotation, molecular function: hormone binding. The record is from RefSeq and is a predicted model, not a curated record. Gene Ontology annotation, cellular component: cytoplasm. Bases 89 to 1054 code for a protein of 321 amino acids. The transcript has 9 exons.